AUGGUUUACAAACUCAGCGACGGGCAAAUUUGGAAACAUGUAGACCCAGCAUUACACGAAAUCGCUAGUAUUGACGACACGACAUCCCCUACCGAGGUCACAUUGGAAGGCCCAGCCAACUGGAGGGUUGUGUCUCAAGGACUCCGCAUCUUGUGCACGGAAGCUGAGACCAACCAAGAAGGAUACUUCGAAACGGUGUCCAUUCCAACUCGUCAUGGAACAUCAACCAAAACCUCCAAAGCAAAAAGUACCGCCCAAGCUUUAGAGAGAAAAGGAGUCUCUAUGUCUAUCCCCGAGAUCGCCCGUUUAUACGGACAAGUGGACAAAUGGAGAGACUCACAGACUUAUAUGUCAGGUAGUUUUCACCACCAGAAUGAACUUCAGUACCGACAACUACCAAAUGAUGUCAGUCAUCCAAUCAACCAUUUGAAAAAGAAAUAUGUCUUAGGCGACAGCAAUUACAGUGAUUUCGUAGACGAUAUGCAAGAUUUGUCGUUUCAAACGCGUAUUAUUCUGUUAAGGUCACACCCAGAACGAAAAUUUAACAUUCAAGUCGUAAUGAAUUACGAACUUCAAUACCCACCGGAACAUCUAGUUUACGCGUUUGAAACACAAAACGAGGUUCAAUCGCUGGUCAACGCGGUUCAUUUUGCAUCGGGACCAUUUCUAUUGGAACAGACAGUGAUGAUGCAUGAAGCCGUGAAUGGUGUCCAACCUAACACUAACUCUACACGGACGAUAAUCCCUGACGUCGUGGGAGUUGGUGGCGCCCAAAAUGGCCGCAAGCGCACCGCUGCGUUGAACGCCGACGAGCUUGUAAAUAUGAUGCAGCACAUGUCAGAACGCAACAAUCGAUUUGACCGCCAUUUAUUCAAGAAAAGAAAAUAUAAUUAA
This is a messenger RNA of Seminavis robusta, 894 nucleotides long. The record is from the annotation of a GenBank genome assembly. NCBI's taxonomy places the organism in Eukaryota, Bacillariophyta, Bacillariophyceae, Naviculales, Naviculaceae.